Messenger RNA from Alternaria alternata, 811 nucleotides. RefSeq names its product mitochondrial ribosomal protein subunit L31. The transcript has 3 exons. NCBI's taxonomy places the organism in Eukaryota, Fungi, Ascomycota, Dothideomycetes, Pleosporales, Pleosporaceae. Gene Ontology annotation, molecular function: structural constituent of ribosome. The coding region runs from base 1 to 333 and encodes 110 amino acids. Gene Ontology annotation, cellular component: mitochondrial large ribosomal subunit. The record is from RefSeq and is a predicted model, not a curated record.
AUGUUUGGUCCUUUCCGCCUCACAAACCCGCUAUCGGGAGGCCUGUUAUGGAAAAUACCAUGGCGCCUCUCUAGACACCAGAAGUACAGACAUCGCGAGCGUUUACGACACGUCGACUCCGUGGUCGGCACACUCGAUACCGCACUACGACGCAUGGGGCAGAGCAUGAAGAAGGUGGAACGCUGGAAGAUGGAGAUGCCGACUGAGCAGGAGAUGCUGCCCAAGGAUAAAUACACCGUCUUCGACCGCAAAGUGAAGAGGUAUCGGAAGGGAAUCCACAAGGUGCCAAAGUGGACAAGGGUCAGCCAACGACUCAAUCCUCCGGGUUUUUAGACGGAUCCUACGGCGAGCGACGGUCGCGCGUGUGUAUACCAUGUAUUAUCAUACAAUUUGCAUCAGAUACGGCGCCAUGGAAAGAAAGCAACGAAUACUCCCUAAAUAUGCACUGAGAAUUGCAUGCGCCUUGAGUGCAAACAGAUACUUGCAUUGAAAUUCGCCGACAGAAGGCUGCUUAUUAAAACAAUUACCGUGGCUGUCCUCUACUUGGUAGGAAGCUGCGGUGGGAGUUAGCCGUGACGUUCAUGUUUGACAAUCAGCGGGCAAGCAAAUGAUGCUCUAUGCGACAGGAUCCCAUGACUUUGGCGACGUCAACGACUUGUACAUCAUUUUGCACAUGUAUUGCCCAUGCACGCUACCGCGAAUGUUCACAGAGACCAUCAACCUGCUGAACUGAGACCAGUACACUCUCAAUUACUAAGCGUCGUGCUAUAUAGUACAUGUCUUUUUAUCCCCAGAUAACGAUACUUAUCAG